AUGACUUCUGAUAAGAUGGAAAUAGAUAGUGCGCCUAGCGCGGAGCAGAAAGAACAAGAUCAGACAGUCGUGGACCAGAUUUUUGAGCUUUUAAAAGAGGUUUCAAAGAGUACAACUACUUUGGACUCUCGUUUUUUGUGGAAAGCUGCAAAAAAGCUGAGUGUUUUGAGACCAAGUUUGGACAAAUCAUCGCUGUCAAUUGUGAUCAACCUUCUAUAUCCAGAGGAAUCUACGUUCAAAAUACCACUUUUGAAAUAUAUCAACCAAAACCAGAAAAGUAGGGUGGAAAAUGCUGAUGAAGAACGCCAGAAAUUUCCUGCUGCGUUUUACCAGCUUGCUGGUGGUAGCAACUCGGUGGACGUAUCGGCUGAGUUAAACAGUUUCGUCCACCUCAUGGUACAGUUAUUCCUGCUUGACUCACAACAAGUUGAUGCUCUCGACUCGUUCAAUUCCCAGGUGGUUCUGCCCAAGGUUUUGCAAUUCUACGACGAAAGAACGUUGGAUCUCAUAAACUCAAAGCUAUGGUUUUACAUUUGCAGGGCCCGCGAGAUCGUAGGAAACAGCUUCGACACAUCCAUCAGAGCCGAGAUGGUCAAGUUUCUAAAGACGGCAACCCUCAAACACGACAAUGAGACCAGGGCUACGCUUAUCACUUUCAUUUUGAGAAGCUUUUUGCAAACUGGUGAGGUCGAUACGGCUGCCGAUUUUAUUUCCAAGGUGGAAUUCCCAAGCUCUAACGACGUAUCGAGUCCGCUAGAGGCUCGUUAUUACUUUUAUCUAUCUAAGUUGAAUGCCAUUCAACUGGACUACUCGUCAGCCAAUGACUAUGUGAUUGCUGCGAUCCGCAAAGCCCCAAGUACCAAUAAAAGUCUGGGAUUUUUACAACAGGCCAAUAAGCUGCAUUGUGUCAUCGAACUCUUGAUGGGUGACAUUCCUGAGUUAUCGUUCUUCAAGCAAAAAAACAUGGAAAGAUCUCUGCUUCCCUACUAUCACUUGUCCAAGGCCGUCAAAUUGGGUGAUUUGAACAAAUUCACAUCUGCCAUUUCGACUUACAAGAGGGAGCUCCUCAACGAUGGAAACUACCAGCUGUGUGUCUGUUUGAGAUCAAGCGUUAUCAAAACGGGGAUAAGAAUAAUAUCACUCACUUACAAGAGAAUCUCUCUCAAGGACAUAUGUCUGAAGCUGCGCCUGGAUUCAGAGCAGACGGUGGAAUACAUGGUGUCAAGGGCCAUUAGAGAUGGUGUUAUAGAAGCCAAAAUAAAUCAUGAGAAGGGCUUCAUCGAAAGUAGCGAGCUCCUAAACGUAUAUGCCACCGAGCAACCGCAACAGUUGUUUGACGAGAGAAUUAAAUUUGUCAAUCAAUUGCACGAUGAGUGUGUUAAAGCUAUGAGGUACCCCGACGAUGGUAGCAGUAAAAACAAGAAUAAGUCCUCUGCCAACUUUGAUCAAGCAGAAGAAAUGAUUGACCUCGCAGAUUUGGACGAGGACGAUCUGGGCGAUUUAGGUGACUUCUACUGA
This is a messenger RNA of Lachancea meyersii CBS 8951, 1518 nucleotides long. The record is from the annotation of a GenBank genome assembly. NCBI's taxonomy places the organism in Eukaryota, Fungi, Ascomycota, Saccharomycetes, Saccharomycetales, Saccharomycetaceae.